GUUUGGGAUUUCAGCGCUUUCAGAUCUUCAGCUAUUCUGGGCUCAGCUAUUUGUGCCUGCACCAUGUCAGUCUUCCCGAAGGCUAUUGGGGGCCUCUGAAGAACGUGGAGAGGCUUCCAGCAGCCAACCUCAGAGGAGAAAAGUUCAGAGGUUUUGCAGAAUCUACCCUGUGCCAACACCACCGGUGGAUUAACUGCAGCUGUCAAGAAACCGGCUACUUAAUGAAGUGCGUGUACUGAAAGCAGGUUAAAGAAUAAGGAAGUUGCAAGCAGAAUAAUAGACCAGAGGAUUAGACAUCUGUUUAUUAGAGUAGUUUCCAAUUAAACUUCUUGGCUCAAGAAGAAAAGAAGCCAGUUGUUUGUCACCCCGCAGUGGAUUUGUGGUUUGGCUUCCCAUGGCUUCCCUUCGAGCAUGUAACGGCAGGAUACUGGUGGCUGUUGUGUGUGGGCUGCUGACCACCAUCGUUUUGGGACUGGGCGUGUGGAGGACUGUGACCAGGAUCCAGGAAGAAACCAUUUGCUCUAUAUCAGACAUCACUGCAUUUUUCUGCCAGAAUGGUGGUACGUGGAUGAAUGGAAGAUGCAUUUGUCCAGAAGAAUGGAAAGGACUGAGAUGCACAAUCAACAAUCACUGUGAAAAAAGCAAUUCUGAAAACUUUACUUUUGAAAAAAUACCAGUGGGAAGAUAUGGACAUUCCGUGCAAACAUGUGGCCCUGACACCCCAAAUGCGGGCAAACCGAUGGCAACCCGAUUGUGCAGUUUUACUGCAAAUGGAAGCAUAACACUGAAUGAUGUGAUAACAGGAAAUUGUAGUGAAACUCUGCAAUACCUGGAAGCAAAGCUACAGGAUUUCACAGGUAAUCCUGAUAAUUUUUCCAUCGAAGCCCAGAUUUUGACAUCUAAUGCCAGUAUAUUAACUUCAGGGGACAUCAGUUCUGCUGCUAAUGUGGUCACACAGAUCCUCAAUACUUCCCGAGCUUUACCUGAGGCAAAAAAAACUGCUGUAACAACAGUAAGUCAACUUCUAGAUGCCAGUGAAGUUGUUUUUCAAGAUACAAAAAAUAACUUUUCUGGCCUUAUUGACCAAAUGGAGACGUAUUCCUUGUCUUUGGGCAGCGAGUCAGUGGUGGAACCUAAUGUAGCUGUACAGUCCGUUGAUUUCCUUGAAGGCACAGCAGAGCCUACCAAAAACGUUCGCUUCUCUGUAAUGAAAGGAUCUAGUAAGUUUCUUGAUUCUAGCUCCACACGUGUAGACAGAAAUGUGGAUGACCUUGAUAUGAAUGAACGGACUGAACUUCAGAUCUUGCUCAGUACUUCCAAUGGUAACGCUGGAGGAUGUGGCUUUGUAGUGUAUCAAAACAACAAGUUUUUCCAAUCAAAAACUUUUAAAACUUAUUCAGAUUUUAGUCAAAAAAUAAUCUCUACUAAAACUAGAGAAAAUGGAAAAAAAGAGAGUUCCUCUGUUGAAAUGGCCUAUAGCCAAACUAAAGAAAAUAAAAAUGAUCCGAGUACUUCUGUUGAAAUGGCCAUUAACCCAGAGUACGACUCCCAAAAAUUCCAAAUCCACUCCUACGCUUGCGUCUACUGGGAUGCUUUAGAGAAUGAUUGGGACACAUAUGGCUGUCACAAAGACAGUGGCUCUGGCAAUCUCCUGAAAUGCCGCUGCAACCAUACUACUAAUUUUGCCAUAUUAAUGAGUUUCCAAGAGAAUUAUAAAUAUUCUGAGCCACUAAACAUAUUAUCUGCUGUUGGAUGUGCGCUGUCCAUUACUGGUCUGGCUCUCACAAUUAUAUUUCAAAUUGUCACCAGGAAUGUCAGGAAAACCUCAGUAACAUGGGUGUUGGUCAGUCUGUGUACUUCAAUGCUGGUUUUCAACCUCCUCUUUGUGUUUGGAAUUGAAAACGCCAAUAAGACUUCAGAGACAAGUGGCUCCAAGGAUAUCCAUAACCAGGGGCUGAACAAAGUGCCUCAAACAGACAAAGUGGACCCCAAGUCCAACCCCACAUGCACUGCAGUUGCGGCUUUGUUGCACUAUUUUCUGUUGGUGACAUUUGUCUGGACUGGUAUCAGUGCCACGCAACUCUAUUACCUUCUAAUUAGGACCAUGAAGCCUCUUCCUCGAUAUUUCAUUCAUCUAGCCUCUUUAGUUGCGUGGGGAGUCCCAGCUGUAAUGGUGGCUGUGACACUGGGAAUUAUUUAUGCUCAGGAUCCAGGCAACUCAAAUUGGGAGCUAAAGUACCGGCAAGAGUCAUUCUGCUGGCUGGAAACUAACCAUCUUCUAGAAGGUCCAUUUUUGUGGUCAUUUCUCAUACCUGUGACCAUUAUCCUUAUUAGCAAUAUUACUAUAUUUAUUAUCAUCACAGUCAAAGUGCUAUGGAAGAAUAACCAGAAUCUGACGAGUACAAAAAAGUCUUCAUUCCUCCGGAAGAUCUUUAGCACAUUAUCUAUUGCAGUCGUUUUUGGAAUUACCUGGAUUCUGGCAUAUUUAAUGAUGAUUGAUAAUGGGGAUAGAAUAGAAUUCAGCUACAUAUUCUGCCUUUUCAAUAGUACUCAGGGAUUGCAAAUUUUUAUCCUCCACACUGUCAGAACAAAAAUCUUCCAGAGUGAAGCUUCCAAAAUGCUGAGGUUGAUGGCAUCAUCUGCUAGGAGAAUGAAGGCGCGGUCACCGUCAAUGGCCCCACUGAGGCUGAAUUUAAGGAUGUAUAACAUGCUCAGGGCAUUUCCAGCCCUAAAUGAACACUUCAGGCUGCUAGAGCCAUCUGUAUUUACUGAGGAAACAAUAGUCUCUGAAAGUUCCCAAGCAAAUUCAACUGCUUAGAUGCUACAACUCUUCACCUUUUAUGGUCCUUUUUAUUCAACUCAUGUGAGUUUCAUUUUUUUAUUUCCUUCCUUCUUUAUUAUCCAGUCCUGCUGGAAAAAUCUCCCAUAAUAUAUUUUUCUCAAGGUAAAACUUGAUGUUUAUUUCAUAAGGGAUAAAUGGAUUUGGUAGUUUUUCUAUUAUUCAUAAAUUCUUAUUUAAAGAGGGAGGAGAAUCCCACCCAGCAUUUAAGAUAAUUUGAGAUUAUCAUGCUUCUUAUAUUAUAGUCUAUAUGACACCCUUUGACAAAAAUGUAGGUCCUGAAAUUAUUUACAAUGUACUAAAAAGGAUGGGAGAAGAAAAUUGUACCUUCCAGAACAAAAUGACCCCAGUGAAAUAAAGGAG
This is a messenger RNA of Talpa occidentalis (Iberian mole), 3202 nucleotides long. It is a transcript of the gene ADGRG7, whose product is annotated as adhesion G protein-coupled receptor G7. Gene Ontology annotation, biological process: cell surface receptor signaling pathway; G protein-coupled receptor signaling pathway. The record is from RefSeq and is a predicted model, not a curated record. Gene Ontology annotation, molecular function: G protein-coupled receptor activity. The coding region runs from base 395 to 2818 and encodes 807 amino acids. The transcript is spliced from 19 exons. Gene Ontology annotation, cellular component: membrane. NCBI's taxonomy places the organism in Eukaryota, Metazoa, Chordata, Mammalia, Eulipotyphla, Talpidae.